AUGGAUGUUCGUUCUAACUCAGGUGACACUGCCGCUGGUGUCAUGCAUGAUCGGGGUAAGCCGCCUGAAUUGCCUAAGGAUUUUUCCAAUAAAUCGUUGAACUUAGAUGGAGCUGAUUACUUGAAUGAGCCUGUGGUUGAGGAGAUGUCUACACCUGGUACAACACCAAUUCGUGGGAUCGGUUUACGUGUAACUAAUAUUGAAGGUAACCCGCUGCUUCCGAGAAGAGGUAUGUAUUCUACGACGAAUACUUCGAUUUUGGACAGUUUAAUGAGUAUUUCAAAACCUGUGGACAACAUGUUCGCUGCUGGAGAGUCGUCGUCGAUGGCUAAUAAGGGUGAUACGGCUGGUAAGGGGGUAGAGUCUAUGCAGGGUUCGGGUUCUAAUCAGAAUGGUGGGGUAAAGGGUGCGAACAUGAUGUCAUAUGCUGAUUCGGUUUUGGCGUCCAAGUCAAGGAAAGUUAACUUUAGAAAUCUAGCCAGCCCAGCUAUGCAUGAGGGAUGUGACGUUGUUCUUCCUCGGGAAUCUGUUCGUGCAGUGCAGCAUAAGUUAGCUAACACUUUAUAUGGAUAUUUCUUGGGAGACCGAGUGGCGUUCCCGGUUGUGGAGUAUUUUGUUCGUAAUAACUGGAAGAAAUUUGGGUUACAAAAAACCAUGAUGAAUGCGAAUGGCUUUUUCUUUUUCCAGUUCUCCAACGAAACUGGUAUGCUGGAUGCGUUGAAAGGAGGCCCGUGGAUCAUCCGGUCUCAACCGUUGUUUCUUUGUGAAUGGAGUCCGACUGUUAAGUUGGAGAAAAAGGAGGUUAAGAAGGUUCAGGUAUGGGUUAAAAUUCAUGACAUUCCAAUUGCGGCGUAUAUAGAAGAUGGGCUGAGUAUGAUUGCCACAACAAUUGGUGAACCGAAACUUCUGGAUUCGUAUACUACUUCCAUGUGUAUGGACAUGUGGGGCCGAAGUAGUUAUGCUAGAGCUUUAAUCGAGGUGUCUGCUGAUAAUGAGUUACGUGAGGAAAUCACUUUGGCCAUUCCUGAACUUGAGGGGGAGGGUUUUGUCAACGAAACUAUGUAUGUUGAAUAUGAAUGGUUCCCGUGUAGGUGUUCUAAAUGUUGUGUUUUUGGCCACUCGAUUGAAACUUGUCCUCAAACCCCUAAAAAACCUGCUAAUGUUAAGAAGCCAGCUAAUGUUAAGAGGGGGGAGCAGAAUGAUAAGGGUCAAGUGCAUGAGAAUCGUUAUGCUAAGAAGUAUCCGGUUGUUGAUGAAGAUGGGUAUCAAGGGGUUCCGACUAGGAAAGUGGCUCGCAAACAGGGAUUCCAAGUUAAUAAGCAAAAACAGAAAUUCGAAUAUAGGCCGGUGACUGCAAAACCGAAUGGGGAGGUGAAAAAGGAUGCUUCAUUGAGUGCUACGGAUGUAAGGUCGAGUAAUCCUUUUGAUGUUCUUAACGAAGUGGAAGAUGUUGCAGGAACUAGUGGCACAAAGCCAGGGGUAAACAAUGAUGAGUCCGAUGAAGAUGAGGUGAUUGAGAAUGAUUUUGAUAUGGACGGGUUUUUAAAGGAGGGUACUCUUAAAAAUAAAAGUAAAGGGGCAAGCACUCCUUCUCCGAUAGUUAAUGAUGAAUCUCAUGUGGAUGUUGGUAAUUUGGGUAAGGUGUGCAAGUCAGUUUUUCGUUCAUGGGAGUGGACUUCUAACGGUGGUUGUUGUGACAAAGGCACGAGAAUUAUUAUUGGAUGGAACCCGGCUGUUUUUGAUGUCAUGAUUUUGUCUCAAUCUCCUCAGGUUAUGCAUCUUCAGCUUGUGUUUAAAUUGGAUAAAAGAAUGAUUUUUUGUUCUUUUAUCUGUGCUGCUAAUUAUUAUGUUGCCCGUAAAGAGCUGUGGCAUAAUCUCUCAGUGCAUAAAGCCCUUGUUAAUGAUAAACCUUGGUGCAUUAUGGGUGAUUUUAACUCGGCUCUCAACAUUGAAGAUAAUUCUAUGGGAACGUCAUCAGUUUCGAUAGGUAUGAGAGAUUUUCAGGAAUGUGUUGAUAAUAUUGAGGUUGUAGAUAUCAACCGUAUGGGGAUCCAUUUUACAUGGACUCAAAAACCAAAGAAUGGGGUAGGGUUAUUAAAGAAGCUUGAUCGAGUGAUGGGUAAUACAGCGUUUAUAGCGGAUUUCCCUAAUUCAGUUGCCAUGUUCAAGCCGUAUAGGUUAUCGGAUCACUGCCCGUGCAUUCUAUCCUUCCCGGAUGCUGGUAUGUUGAAGCCUAGGUCGUUCAAGUUUGCUAAUUUCCUGGUUUUUAAACCUGAGUUUUCAGAUAUUGUUAAAGAUAAAUGGGAGACGUCUGUGAAUGGUGUUCAUCAAUUUAGGGUGCUUCUUAUUGAUCGGGAUCCAACGAAUGCGGAUUUACGAGUUUCUGAGACUUCAAUCAGUCGUCAGCUUCAAGAGGCUUCGUUAGAUGAGGAACGAUUUCUCAAACAAAAGUCAAAAGUUGAUUGGUUGAGUGCGGGGGAUAUGAACUCGGCAUUUUUUCAUUCAUCGCUGAAGGUUAAAAAUCAUGUUAGUCGGAUUGAGGUGAUCAAAGAUUCGGCUGGCAAUCUGUUUGAAGGAGAAAAUGUUUGUCAACCGUUUGUUCAGCAUUAUGAGAAAUUUUUUGGAUCUCAAGGAGAUAUUUCUCUUACUCCGACUCCGGAUUUAUUUUCCAAAGUCCUUGAUCCUCAGGUGGCUACUCAUAUGAUUCGACAAGUUACGGCGGAAGAGGUGAAAAAGGCCAUUUUUUCUAUUGGUAUCGAUAAAGCGCCUGGUCCUGAUGGGUAUACAGCAGCGUUUUUUAAAAGUGCCUGGCCUAUCGUUGGUAAUGAUAUUACUUGUGCUAUUGUUGAUUUUUUUGAAACAGGAAACCUUCUUCGGGAAUUGAAUCACACGAAUAUUGUACUCAUUCCGAAAAUUCCUACUCCGUCAGCUGUUAUUGACUACCGUCCAAUUGCGUGCUGUAAUGUGUUAUACAAAUGUAUCAGUAAAAUUGUGGCAGACAGAAUAAAAGGUGCUCUAAAUGACAUCGUAAGCAUUAAUCAAUCAGCGUUUGUUCCAGGAUGA
Helianthus annuus (common sunflower) is the source of this 3063-nucleotide messenger RNA. RefSeq lists its product as uncharacterized. The transcript is spliced from 3 exons. The coding region runs from base 1 to 3063 and encodes 1020 amino acids. NCBI's taxonomy places the organism in Eukaryota, Viridiplantae, Streptophyta, Magnoliopsida, Asterales, Asteraceae. The record is from RefSeq and is a predicted model, not a curated record.